Messenger RNA from Salpingoeca rosetta, 867 nucleotides. RefSeq lists its product as uncharacterized. The transcript is spliced from 6 exons. The record is from RefSeq and is a predicted model, not a curated record. NCBI's taxonomy places the organism in Eukaryota, Choanoflagellata, Craspedida, Salpingoecidae. The coding region runs from base 1 to 867 and encodes 288 amino acids. Gene Ontology annotation, cellular component: mitochondrial inner membrane. Gene Ontology annotation, molecular function: S-adenosyl-L-methionine transmembrane transporter activity.
AUGGGCGAGGAUGCGUCUGCGGCCAGUGGCACUGGUGGGCUGGAGCGCACACGACUGGCAUACACGCUAGCGGGCGCGUUUGGUGGCUGUGUUGCUGGACCUGCAGUGGACAUUGUGCUGUAUCCAAUUGACACAGUGAAGACUCGACUGCAGAGCGCACAGGGCUUCUUCAAGGCAGGUGGCUUCAAGGGCGUGUAUCGAGGCCUCUCAUCGGCGGCACUGGGAUCGGCUCCAGCAGCGGCAUGCUUCUUUGCGAGCUACGAGGGCACCAAGGCCAUCAUGGCUGGGUUUGUGCCAGACGACUACGCCGUUGUUCGGGAAAUGACGGCGGGGUCUGUCGCAGAGAUGACAACCGCUGUGGUGCGGAUGCCGUUCGAGGUGGUGAAACAACAGUUGCAGGCGCACGUGCACCCGACCACGUCCGCCUGCGUCUCACAUAUCCUCAAAACCAAGGGGCUCCCGGGCUUCUGGGAAGGCUACGUAUCCCUCGUCAUGCGUGAGAUCCCGUUCUCCUUCAUUCAGUUCCCGCUGUACGAAUCCCUCAAGCGCGGCGUUGCACGCCUGGAGAAGGUGGAGGUGAAGGACCUGCCUGCGUGGCAGGGGUCCGUGUGCGGCUCCAUCGCUGGCGGCAUAUCCGCUGCUGUCACAACGCCGCUAGAUGUCGUCAAGACGCGCAUCAUUCUCCAGCAGAACACGGACAACGUUCCGCGCGCGCUGGUGCACAUCUACCAGCGCGAGGGCAUCAAGGCCCUCUUCGCUGGUGUUCUGCCCCGCACGGCGUUCAUUGCGCUCGGAGGCGCUAUCUUCUUUGGCGCGUUUGAGAAGGCCAGGAAAGUGUAUUGGACCCUGCACGACAAGUUUGCAUAG